AUGCCUAUUGUGUUCCUAUGUUUCUUCGCCUUCCUUACUGGCAUGGGUGGUUGCUCCGCUUUUGGUGGAGCUAUCAAGACAGCGGCAUCCAACUUCCCUGAUCAUCGCGGCACUGCAACCGCUUUCCCCCUUGCAGCCUUCGGGCUGAGUGCACUGUUCUGGUCCAACAUCUCCACACUCAUUUUCAAAGACGACACAGGCCGCUUCCUGCUGCUCUUAGCGCUUGGAACUUCCAUCUUGUCCUUUUGCUCAAUUCCAUUCCUGCGCAUUUUGGCCAGCGAGCCUUAUUCGUCUAUUCCUCACAGUGCCGCUGAACCCGGAAGGCUGUCCAACCCCACAGAUCUUCAUUCCGUCCCGGAAGACUCAGAGGACACAGGCCUGCAUGGAUCGACAGCGUUCCAGCACGGGCAGCACCCCGCGCAUGCGCGGUCGCACUCGAACGCAUCAAACCCUCGGUCCUAUGGUGACGAUGAGAGAUCCUCAUUGGUUUCUAGAUCUGACCGCCCACGCCCAUCUUUUGAUACUCUGGAUGAUGAUUUCCUAGAAGAGGUUGCCAUCGAAUCUCACCACCUUGACAUCAGAGGUCUCGCCAUGCUGCGUAAGGUUGAGUUCUGGCAGCUUUUCCUUACCAUGGCCCUUCUCUCUGGCAUUGGGUUGAUGACCAUCAAUAAUAUCGGCAACAGCGUCAAGGCCCUAUGGCUCUACUAUGACGACAGCGCGACAGACAUUUUCAUUCAGCAUCGUCAAGUCAUGCACGUCUCCAUCCUUUCCUUCGGUAACUUUUUAGGCCGUCUAUCCAGUGGUAUUGGCUCCGACCUGCUCGUCAAGAAGCUGGGCAUGUCCCGCUUCUGGUGCCUCUUCUUCUCAGCAGUGGUUUUCACCCUCACUCAACUCGCCGGAACCACAAUUUCCAACCCCAACAGCCUCGUCAUCGUCUCUGGCUUAACAGGAAUCGCAUACGGUUUCCUCUUCGGCGUCUUCCCUUCCCUUACAGCGCACACAUUCGGCAUCAAAGGCCUAUCCCAAAACUGGGGCGUCAUGACCCUGGCUCCCGUUUUCAGCGGCAACGUGUUCAACCUGCUUUACGGUAACAUCUACGAUGGACACUCGGUUGUCGGCAAAGAUGGCGAUCGCGAGUGUCCCGAUGGACUGGGUUGCUACCGAUCUGCCUACUUCAUGACUUUCAUUUCCGGUCUACUCGGUAUCGGAGUAUGCCUGUGGAGCAUUACCCGCGAGAGGAGCAUCCAUAAUGCCAUGGAAAGGAAGUUGGACCACCGACUUGCAUGA
Molecule: messenger RNA, 1287 nt
Organism: Penicillium olsonii
Lineage: Eukaryota; Fungi; Ascomycota; Eurotiomycetes; Eurotiales; Aspergillaceae
Source: the annotation of a GenBank genome assembly